AUGGCAAAAAAUGAACAUUUUAAUGAGCUUGAAGAGGAUAGUGCUCAAUAUGUAGCUGGCUAUAUUUGUAAUCGGUUUGCCAGCAAAUAUCCAGAUUUGAUAAAACAAACAGAUGAUGGUGAUGUUGCAGAAGACUGUUGGACUAAUUUCAAGUCAAGAGGUGGUUUGAAAUUACCAUCAAACAAUUUGAUGGCAGCAAUCAAAUUUCUUGAAAUUGAAUUUAAAUUAGUGAAUGGUGAUAAUAAUACAAAAAGUAAAGGGAUAAUGAAAAAUAUGAUUAAUAGAUUGACACCAAUAAUUCAAUAUUUGUCUAUCCCGCAAGAAGUUAUUGACUGUCUAGUUAGGACACUGGCAUUCAUAAGAAUGAAUAAUCUUAACAAAUAA
Molecule: messenger RNA, 384 nt
Organism: Macrosiphum euphorbiae (potato aphid)
Lineage: Eukaryota; Metazoa; Arthropoda; Insecta; Hemiptera; Aphididae
Source: the annotation of a GenBank genome assembly